Molecule: messenger RNA, 1538 nt
Organism: Medicago truncatula (barrel medic)
Lineage: Eukaryota; Viridiplantae; Streptophyta; Magnoliopsida; Fabales; Fabaceae
Product: ALA-interacting subunit 1
Exons: 9
Coding region: 242-1267 (341 amino acids)
Cellular component (GO): plasma membrane; Golgi apparatus; endoplasmic reticulum
Source: RefSeq, a predicted model, not a curated record
UCUUUGGUCCCUUUCUCUUUCUUCUCUCUUCAUCUUUCAACCUAAACACAAAAAAACAUAAAAAGAGGAGAGAGAAAGAGAGAGAGAGAAAGAAACGGUCACCGGCCGCCCCCGCCACACGAAACCUUCAUCCCAUUUCCUGUCAUUAUUCAAAGUCAAUUCUUUCAUCAACCUGCUCAACCGCUCUUUGCAAAAGGUUAAUAUUUUCAUUAUUGGAUUGGAUUGAAUUGGUGAUUCUGUUAUGGCUUCAACCAGCGUUGGAUCCAAUGAUCUUACUACUAAUAGGAGACAAACAAAACGACCCAAGUACUCAAAGUUUACGCAACAAGAACUACCAGCAUGCAAGCCUAUUCUUACACCACAAGCGGUUAUUUCAGCGUUCUUGAUUGUCACCAUCGUAUUCAUUCCUAUUGGAGUUGCUUCACUUAUUGCUUCACGAGAUGUUGUUGAAAUUGUUGAUAGGUAUGAGGCAGCAUGCGUACCGUCAAAUUGGACAGAUAACGUAGCAUACAUUCAGAGUACUGCCGAUAAAACUUGCACAAGGACACUGCAUGUGGAGAAGCGUAUGAAGUCUCCUAUCUAUGUUUACUAUCAGCUUGACAACUUCUACCAGAAUCACCGACGGUAUGUGAAAAGCCGAAAUGAUGAGCAAUUGAGGGAUGCUGGAAAAGCAAACUCAACAAGUGGUUGUGACCCUGAACGUGAUGUAAAUGGUGUGCCAAUCGUACCUUGUGGUCUUAUAGCUUGGAGCAUGUUCAAUGAUACAUACAGCUUCUCACGCAACAACAAUAAUGUCACAGUGAACAAGAAAGAAAUCUCAUGGAAAAGUGAUAGAGAUCACAAAUUUGGAAGUGAUGUUUUCCCUAAAAAUUUCCAGAAUGGUAAUAUUACAGGUGGUGCUCAUCUCAACGAGAGUAUACCGUUGAGUGAGCAGGAGGAUCUUAUUGUUUGGAUGCGGACUGCGGCUUUGCCAACUUUUAGGAAGUUGUAUGGAAAGAUUGAGGUGGAUCUGGAGAAAGGUGAUGAGAUAAAAGUGGUAUUGCAGAAUAACUACAACACAUAUAGUUUCAGUGGCAAGAAGAAGCUUGUAUUGUCAACUACUAGUUGGCUUGGAGGAAAGAAUGACUUCCUUGGCAUUGCUUAUCUCUCUGUUGGAGGAUUGAGCUUCUUCUUGGCCAUGGCUUUUACUAUUGUAUAUUUUGUUAAGCCAAGGCAACUUGGAGAUCCUUCAUAUUUGUCAUGGAAUAGGAACCCAUCAGGGCACUGAGCUGAGAAACUAGUUGUGCAUGAUCUUCCAGGAUUUCCCUCAGGAAACCUUGUGUAUUAUUAUUUUUCAGACUUAUACAGUAGUGGAUGUUAUUUUGUACAUCAAUGUUAUUAAUACAUGUUUCAUAGCAAUAAUUUUCAUACAUUAGGACUUUUUAUGUAUUCCUCCAAAAAGAAUUCUUCUUUUUUGUCUUGUGCAUAAGAAUUGAGAUAUUUUGUAAUAUAGUGUGCUAUUUCGUACAACUCAAGAAACACAUCAUUGUUUGGUACAA